AUGCGGGGUGCUCCAAUCGUUCUGCUCUACGCCGCGACCUUGGCGUCCGGCAUGGUCAUUACUCCCAGGCUUGCUGGUGAGGCCCACAUCGCUGUCCGCGGAGGUGGUGAAGACCACGACGGCGGUUCUUGGUGGGGCGGUGAUCAUGGAGGUGGUGAUCAUGGAGGUGGUGAUCACGGAGGUGGUGAUCACGGUGGAGGUGGCCCCCCAGCAGAGACCACUCCAUGCGAAACUGAGACUCCCCCGCCUGUCGAGACCUCCACUCCGUGCGAGACCGACACGCCUACCAUCCCCCCGGUUGUCACACCAACUUCAACCCCAUGUGAGACUGACACACCGACCCCACCGGUCGAGAGCUCCACUCCAUGCGAGACCGACACGCCUACCAUCCCCCCAGUUGUGACGCCUACUAUUCCCCCGGUUGUCACACCAACUUCAACCCCAUACCGACACGCCUACCACCCCCCGGUUGUGACGCCUACUAUUCCCCCGGUUGUCACACCAACUUCAACCCCAUGUGAGACUGAUACACCGACCCCACCGGUCGAGAGCUCCACUCCAUGCGAGACCGACACGCCUACUAUUCCCCCAGUUGUGACACCGACCUCGACCUCGACUCCUUGUGAGACUGAUACUCCCACUGCUCCUCCUGCGAGCUCAACUCCUUGCGAGACUGAUACCCCUACUACUCCUCCUCCUGCCAGCUCGACUCCCUGUGAGACUGACACUCCUACCGCCCCUCCUCCUGCUACCACUACGCCUAGCGAGACCGAGACUCCCGUCACGCCUCCUCCCGCUUCUUCCACUCCUUGUGAGACCGAGACCCCCACUGGUCCUCCCCCGGUUGUCGUGAUAACCACCACAUACACCACUACCACCUGCCCAGUGACCUGGAGCACCAUCACAAGCGGGACCACAACUUACACUCACCCCGUGACUCAGACCAGCACAAUCACAGUGACGUCUGUCUCCACCUGCACUGAGGGUUGCACUCAGCCCACAGCCCCUCCCACCAAGCCUACAAUUCCCCCUGCUGUUGAAACAACUUCUAUCGUGGUGCUUCCCCAUCCCAGUGUUCCAGCUACUGAGUCCACAGCCCCUCCCACCGAGCCCACAAUUCCCCCUGCUGUUGAAACAACUUCUAUCGUGGUGCUUCCCCAUCCCAGUGUUCCAGCUACUGAGUCCACAACCCGUCCUACCGAGCACACGACUCCCCCUGUUGUGGUGCCUCCUCCGGCUACUGAGCCCACUGCCCCGGCACAGUCGAGCCCCGUCACUUCUUCCACCGAGGCUCCCCCUGCUUCCUCCUCGCCUGGUUUUAACAGUGCUCCAGCUCUGCAGAAGUCAGCCGCUGCGGUCUUCCUUCCUGGCCUGGCUCUUCUGUUUGCUCUGCUCUGA
Molecule: messenger RNA, 1398 nt
Organism: Penicillium concentricum
Lineage: Eukaryota; Fungi; Ascomycota; Eurotiomycetes; Eurotiales; Aspergillaceae
Exons: 3
Coding region: 1-1398 (465 amino acids)
Source: RefSeq, a predicted model, not a curated record